This is a messenger RNA of Salvia hispanica, 1425 nucleotides long. RefSeq names its product aspartic proteinase PCS1-like. Lineage: Eukaryota; Viridiplantae; Streptophyta; Magnoliopsida; Lamiales; Lamiaceae. Gene Ontology annotation, molecular function: aspartic-type endopeptidase activity. Gene Ontology annotation, biological process: proteolysis. The record is from RefSeq and is a predicted model, not a curated record. Gene Ontology annotation, cellular component: extracellular region.
UCCCCUUCAAUUCCAUAGUUUCCAUUUAAAUUCGCACCCACCUCCCACCAUCACUCCCACUCCCAAUCACCAAAAUGCCUUCCUCCGCACACACCCUCCUCCUCCUCUUCACCCUUUCCCUCUUCCACCUCUCCCUCCAAAAAAAGCCCCUCUCCCUCUCCUUCCCCCUCACCUCCGCCCCAAUCUCCAAAUCCCACCUAUCAUCAGCCAAACACCUCUCCUCCUCCUCAUCGCCGCCUUUCCCCUACACCUACAAAUCCCUCUUCCGUUACUCCAUGGCCCUCAUCAUCUCCCUCCCGAUCGGCACCCCGGCCCAGUCCCAGCAGAUGGUGGUCGACACCGGCAGCCAGCUCUCCUGGAUCCAAUGCCGCCGCCGUCCCUCAUUCGACCCCUCUCUUUCGUCGUCCUUCUCCGUCCUCCCCUGCACCCACCCCAUCUGCAAGCCCCGCAUCCCGGACUUCACCCUCCCCACCACCUGCGACCAGAACCGCCUCUGCCACUACUCCUACUUCUACGCCGACGGCACCCUCGCCGAGGGCAAUCUCGUCCGCGAAAAAAUCACCCUCUCCAAUUCCCAAACUACCCCUCCCUUGAUCCUCGGCUGCGCCGCCGCCUCCGCCCCCGACGCCGAGGGCAUCCUCGGCAUCAACCGCGGCCGCCUCUCCUUCGUCUCCCAGGCCAAAAUCCCCUCCUUCUCCUACUGCAUCCCCGUCCGCCGCUCCAUCUCCGCCGCCAACCCCACCGGAAUGUUCUACCUCGGCCACAACCCGAACUCUAGAACCUUCCGCUACAUCCCCCUGUUGACCUUCCCCCAGGGUCAACGCAUGCCCAACCUCGACCCGCUGGCCUACACCGUCCCCAUGUCCGGGAUCAGCGUCGGGAGGCGGAGGCUCAACGUGUCCGCCUCCGUGUUCCGCCCCGACUCGGGCGGGUCGGGGCAGACCAUGAUCGACUCGGGCACGCAGUACACUUUCCUAGUGGACGCGGCCUACCAAGUGGUGAAAGAGCACGUGGCGAGGGCGGUGGGGCCCAGGCUGAAAAAGGACUACGUGUACCAAGGGGCGCUGGACAUGUGCUUCGACGGGAAUGCGAUCGAGAUCGGACGGCUGAUAGGCGACAUGGCGUUCCAGUUUGAUGGAUCGGUGGAGAUCAGCAUCGGCAGAGAUCGGAUUCUGGAUCACGUCGGAGGUGGGGUCCACUGCGUUGCGAUAGGGCGGUCCGAGGCUUUGGGGGUUGCCAGUAAUAUUAUUGGCAAUUUCCAUCAGCGGAAUUUGUGGGUCGAAUUUGAUUUGGUCCGUCGACGGGUCGGCUUUGGAGUUGCGGAUUGUAGUAAAGCUGUAUAAUUUUUAAUUUUUUUUUUUUUGUAGUAGUAUAGUUUUUGUAGUAGUGGAGAGUGUAAUAUUAUUAGCCAAUAGUUUUGGGAGA